AUUUGGAGAGGAGGAAACACACUGAACAAGGCUUGAGCAUCCAAGUUCAUUGAAGACCUUUGAGCAGGGGCGGUUGACCAUGCAAAAGCAUCAUGAGUGAGUGGCUAUUUAUGGGCAUCCGUGUAUUUGCUAUAAAUAUGCGUGCAUAUGUAAUUUCAGGAGACUGGGGAGUAUCAGCUGUGGUGCCCAGGCACAGCCCCUGUACUUUGCUGAGAGAGGCCUGUCAUUUGGGGAGAGAAGGAGGUGAUGCCGUGCUGAGACACACUUCUGACAGUGACAGACGCAAUGGGCCUUGGUGGGGCUGGGAGGGUGCCUGACCCAACCCCUGCAGCCCAGUGACUGCAGGGGGCUGCAGCCCGGGGAAUAGGGAGAGAGAGAAUGUGUGUGAGUGUGGGGCACAGUCCACAGUCCACAGUGCUUGGGAUGGGGGAGGUCCUGAUCUUCAGUAGUGACUCUGGCCAAAUCCUGGAUGUGUGCUUGUUAGUUACCUUCCCCCAACACUUCCCUCAGGGAGUGUCUGUAAGUUCCAGAGAAAGCGUGGUUAAUGUGAGGGAGUUUUGCAAGCCAGUGUCGUCAACGUGAAGCUCUUUCGAGGGCCUCCAGAUCCAAACAGUUUUCACAGUGAUGCUGAGACGUCAUCUGCCUUGUUCACUUUCUCCUGAGUGCAUAACUCAGCGAGCCAAUAUUUGCAGGUGACCCAUGCACCAGGUUACAGAACCCUGCCUGGGUAAAUGAUCCAUUCAAGGUGCAGGUUGGGAAUGUGGCAGAGUACAACAGUUCAUUGAUAGGGUUCAGAUUCCACACUUCAGUGACCCAUAAAGAAACUGCCACUGGUCAGAGAAGAGAGGCCGUGGUUAUCUGAAAAGGCUUUAUCUGGGCCGGUGCACCAUGUCCGUCAGUGUUCACGAGACCCGCAAGUCUCGGGGCAGCACGGGCUCCAUGAACAUCUCCCUCUUCCACAAGGCCUCGCACCCUGACUGCGUGCUGGCCCACCUCAACACUCUGCGUAAGCACCGCAUGUUCACCGAUGUCACGCUCUGGGCUGGUGAUCGCGCCUUCCCCUGCCACCGGGCAGUGCUGGCGGCCUCCAGCCGAUACUUUGAGGCCAUGUUCAGCCACGGCCUGCGGGAGAGCCGGGAUGAUACGGUCAACUUCCAGGACAACCUGCACCCCGAGGUGCUGGAGCUGCUGCUGGACUUCGCCUACUCCUCGCGCAUCGUCAUCAACGAGGAGAAUGCAGAGUCGCUGCUGGAGGCCGGUGACAUGCUGCAGUUCCACGACGUCCGGGAUGCGGCGGCCGAGUUCCUCGAGAAGAACCUCUCCCCCUCCAACUGCCUGGGCAUGAUGCUGCUGUCCGAUGCCCACCAGUGCCGGCGGCUCUACGAGUUCUCCUGCCGCAUGUGCCUGGUGCACUUUGAGACGGUGCGGCAGAGCGAGGACUUCAACAGUCUGUCGAAGGACACGCUGCUGGACCUCAUCUCGAGCGACGAGCUGGAGACGGAGGACGAGCGUGUGGUCUUUGAGGCCAUCCUGCAGUGGGUGAAGCAUGACCUGGAGCAGAGGAAGGCUCACCUGCCGCUGCUCCUGCGCAGCGUGCGGCUGGCCCUGCUGCCCUCGGACUGCCUGAAGGAGGCCGUGUCCGGGGAGACCCUCCUCAUGGGGGACGAGCGCACCAAGCUCAUCAUCGAUGAGGCCUUCCGCUGCAAGACCAAGAUCUUGCAGAACGACGGCGUGGUCACCAGUCCCUUUGCCCGGCCACGGAAGGCAGGCCACACGCUGCUCAUCCUGGGGGGCCAGACCUUCAUGUGCGACAAGAUCUACCAGGUGGACCACAAAGCCAAGGAGAUCAUCCCCAAGGCGGAUCUGCCAAGCCCCCGGAAGGAGUUCAGCGCCUCGGCGAUUGGUUGCAAGGUCUACGUGACGGGAGGCAGGGGCUCUGAGAAUGGGGUCUCCAAGGAUGUCUGGGUAUAUGACACUGUCCACGAGGAGUGGUCCAAGGCGGCCCCCAUGCUGAUUGCCCGCUUUGGCCAUGGCUCGGCUGAGCUGGAGAACUGCCUCUAUGUGGUGGGGGGACACACAUCUCUAGCAGGCAUUUUCCCUGCCUCUCCUUCUGUCUCCCUGAAACAAGUAGAGAAAUAUGACCCCGUGGCCAAUAAGUGGACUAUGGUGGCCCCGAUGAGAGACGGUGUCAGCAACGCCGCCGUGGUGAGCGCCAAGCUGAAGCUCUUUGUGUUCGGAGGGACCAGCAUCCACCGGGACAUGGUGUCCAAAGUCCAGUGUUUUGACCCCUCCGAGAACCGGUGGACAAUCAAGGCGGAGUGUCCCCAGCCUUGGCGAUACACGGCCGCCGCUGUCCUGGGCAGCCAGAUCUUCAUCAUGGGAGGGGAUACGGAGUACACAGCAGCCUCAGCCUAUCGCUUCGACUGUGAGACCAACCAGUGGACUCGGAUUGGGGACAUGACGGCCAAACGCAUGUCCUGUCAUGCCCUGGCUUCGGGCAACAAGCUGUAUGUCGUGGGAGGCUACUUUGGGACACAGAGGUGUAAGACGCUGGACUGCUACGACCCCACUUCAGACACGUGGAACUGCAUCACCACCGUGCCUUACUCUCUCAUCCCCACGGCCUUCGUCAGCACCUGGAAACACCUGCCUGCAUGAGAGGCACCUCCGGAGCCCAGCCAGGCUGCGUGGUUCUUCCCACCUGGGCCGGAAGCUGACGGCACCAUCUCCGGGCAGCAGCGGCUCAGGCUGUCCUGAGCUUUAGGCAGAAGAGUGAAGAUCUCCGACAACAUCUGUGCUCGGGCUUCGUAAGCUGCCAGCGGCUUGUGUGGAGAGAAGCUUCCGGAGGCAUGGGCUGUCGCCAGGGACUCUGGGCUGGGGAAUGACAUUCAUGCAAAGCCUUGAGGUCACCUCUGUCAGACAGGCCUGACAAGGGCUGGCAGGGGAACAGCAGGGGUCCCUUGGCACCAGCAGCACAGCCUUUGGCUGCCGGGCUGCCUGUGGGAGGUGGCAAUGUUGUUCCAUAGUGUCCUGGACAUCAGGGAGCAGAGUGCAACUGAGGACAUUGUAUAAGGGACAGAAACCCACAGGGCAGCCCACCCUCUGAUGGUACCCACAGGCUUUUCCAGCAGAUGGCACCAGACCCCUAAGGCCAAGGGGAAUUUUCCUCUGUGCCCAUUGCCAAGCACUAGCCUGUCCCUCUAAGGGGUGAGUUCCAGGAAGCUGCCAUGGAUGUAGGAUGGGUAUUGGUGACCCAUCAGACACUGCUGAGGGUCCCCCAGCAGGACUCUAGGCCCCAGGGAGCUGGUGGAGCCUAUUGCCUGCCCUCCUUGGAGCCAUAGAAGAUCAGUAGGAUAUACCUGACAGUAGUGCUGGGCUCCUUCUCUGGAGACCCAGCUGCCCCCGAGACAGGGCAGUCCUGAGCCCAGUGUGGCAGAGGGACCCAUGGCCACUGCAGCUCCCACAGAGAUUGGAUUUCUGUCGGUGUGGGGUCUAGUGACAGGCUCCUGUCAUACCUGCUACCCUCCUUGGCACCAGCUGCCAGCCUGCAUCCUGCCUGUUUGUUCCUUGAGCUCAGAAAGAAGGAUCCGAAGACACUUCCCGAAUGUGUUUCUCAAGGGUUCCUCACCAGUGUCGCCUGCAGGAGGUUCGCAGAGGCCCUCUGAUGCCACUGUUGACGCCAGUCUCCUCCCUUGUCUGGCUAGCCCGGUGUAGGGAGGACAGGCAACUCCUGUGUCUGGUACAGAGUGGGCAGGGUGCCCAGCCGGUGGCUUCCCAGGCCGUUGCUGUGUCAGGAUGGAGCAUGCAGAGUGGGUUCUGCCAUUGGCAGAAGUGGAGCCAUGGGACAGGCCAGUGUGGCCAGCGCUCAAGUCUUCACAGCUCAGCCUGGUCCUGAUGCUGUGGGUGCGGAUUAGAGGGUAGGACUUCAGGGCGGGGCUCCCCGUGAAUGUGCUCCGGGAAGGAGCCCAAAGUCUGCUUCCUGAUGUGACCCAGGCUCAGACCGGCCCUCAUCCGUGCUCCAGCUCACUUUCUACUCUACACCUGAUCACCGAUGUUGGAGACUUUCAGGGUGUGGCCUGUGGACUACGCCAUCAGGACUAAUCACUGCACAGCACAGAGGACCUAGCCACGGUGCUUGUCUGAGCCUAGGUGUUGCUUUUAGUAGUUUUCUAACUUAAUAAAAGUGAGGAAGUUUCUGACUUUCCUUUGUUCUAAA
Molecule: messenger RNA, 4216 nt
Organism: Peromyscus leucopus (white-footed mouse)
Lineage: Eukaryota; Metazoa; Chordata; Mammalia; Rodentia; Cricetidae
Gene: Klhl25
Product: kelch like family member 25
Exons: 3
Coding region: 889-2658 (589 amino acids)
Molecular function (GO): protein binding
Source: RefSeq, a predicted model, not a curated record